Molecule: messenger RNA, 1209 nt
Organism: Durusdinium trenchii
Lineage: Eukaryota; Dinophyceae; Suessiales; Symbiodiniaceae
Source: the annotation of a GenBank genome assembly
AUGACCAGACUUUCUCGGAGAAAAGGAGACCCCAUUUUUUGCACGAAGCAAAGACCUGACACGGAGCAUCUCAGGCGCCAGGCCCUUCUCAAUCUUUUUGACCUUCCCGUCUUCGUCCGGUGUGGUGCUGCGAAACCCGCGGCGCUGGUUUCGCGGACGCAGGAACUGGACGAAAAGACCAUCGAGGUCACCAAUGCUGGAGCCUCCGUCCUCACCUUGGCGCGCGGGGCGCCGGAGCUCUGGACGAAUGAGCCGGACGCAGGUCUUCUCCGCGUGCUCGAGCGCAACAGCACCGGGCACUAUGCGGUGUGCGGGCAUACCUGGCAUGGCCUGCAGCUGGUGGACUAUGCCUUGCUGUCAGAGCUGCCGCACGGCUGUAUUUUGUUUCAGAGGCAGAGGGCCUACAUCACGCCCAGCGAGAAGAAUGCAUUGCCAAAGUUGCUGCAGAAGCUUUUCCCGCACCUGGAGGUGUCAAUACGACCUCUUCCUCCAGUGCAGAACAGGCGCUGGUUAGAGUUUGAAGUGAAGCGCUGCGAGGGUGGAGGGCUCUGGAAUGGAUGGCAGGGCUCGGGCUGCCGGCAGCUGUCCGUGGUGAGUGUGAGUGGCACCGACAUCUCACGGAUCGCGGAUUACGCCGAGAACUUGCGGAUGUGGACGGAGCCGGUGGCGCUGCAGAUCCUGCAGACGAUGUUCCCCACGAUUCGCAUCUGGCCGCGGGACUCGGCCUCCAUGGUGAUCCGCACCAUCCACGACAUCCUGAAUGGCUUGGGCCUGGAAGAUAACCAGUGGCAUUACAGUGAGAUCUUGGAGUAUGUGCAGAAGAUCCCCCGUGAGCAGGAGGUGGUGGUCACUGGCCACUCCUUGGGUGGCGGCAUCGCGUUGGUCGUGGGCGCCCUGACCGAUCGCUUGGCGGUGGCGAUUCAGCCGCCAGGUGUUUUCUACAGCUUGGCCAAGCACGAGACGCUCAACAAGCGCAGUGGCCAUGGGGCGCUUCACCAGAGGCCCGUUCCGCCGCGGGUUGUGAGUGGAGAGCCCGAUGGUGAGCGGAGACGGAGAAACGGGCCUUCAGAUGGGGGGAAAAGACCUGGAUCUUCCAACUGUGACACAUGUCUACUUUUCAUCCAUAGAAAAGCAGCCCAAAGGCAGGCAUUUGGCAUAGUUGGAAUAUCCAGGUAUAGAGGAUGUCUAGGAGUGGGUGACUCUGUGUGA